Molecule: messenger RNA, 1239 nt
Organism: Symbiodinium sp. CCMP2592
Lineage: Eukaryota; Dinophyceae; Suessiales; Symbiodiniaceae
Source: the annotation of a GenBank genome assembly
AUGUUGAACAUCUCCGGAAAAAUCGAGGCAGACCGCAAGGAAGCUCUUCCGCUUCCCAUGUUUGUACUGGGACUUCUUGAAAGGAGCUUGCUUUUGGCUGAGGGCUCCGUGCAGCACCGCUUAUUCAUAGGCGCGGUAUUGGUCUGUUGUUGGAGCAGUCUUCGUCUCAGCGAUGCUCAACACACCAAAUGGACUUCGCUUCAGUCCGGCUCCUGGUGCUUGCGGGGAGUGAACUUCCGCACUAAGGUUAGUCGUAGAGGGGUCCCUUUCGGUCUGAUAACACAGGGCAUCUAUGGUUUCAAGCGCGAGUUCACACGCACUUGGGUGGCAAAGUACCUCUCUCUUUUGGGUGAGGAAUGGGAUGCAGUCGUCAGUCGAUUUGGAGACGUGACGCCAGACUGUCUGUUCUUCAGAAGCACCGAUUCUGAGUUUGCUCCCAUGUCAUACGGGGAAGUUCUGUCGGCGCUUCGCUGUACCUUGAUUUCUCUCGGUUUGAGUGCUGAGGAAGCGCGUGACUUCACUGUGCACAGCAUGAAAGCAUGUUUACUUGCUGUGAUGGCACAGAGAGGCUUCAGAACCUCGCGCCGUGAAGCGCAAGGACACCACCAACCGUCGGGCAGGAGUGCCCGACUUUAUUCACGGGACGAUAUCUGGCCGGCACUAGAAGCUCAACGAGCCCUUGUGCAGUCGCUUCGCUCGGGGUGGAUGCCGAGUACGCCUCUGGGGCGUGGGGGUCAACAUCCUACCCCCCAACGACCUUUUGUUCAUGUGAAUGUCCCUAGUGAACCAUCGUCUGUGCACCCCAGGUUCCCGCUUUUGGAUGUGUCUCCACCUGAGGUCUCUCAUGAGGCGGUGCAGGUCGAUAGGGACGAGUCCCAGGCAGCAGGCAUUAGUGAUAUGCAGGCUCCUACGUUGGAGGCCUCUUUAUCCUCAUCCAGUGAGUCGGAGCAGGAUGCUGGCACUUCAGGUUCGGUUCGGCGUUCCAGUGUGGCCAUCUCAGCCACUUUCCAGCCUGAGGAGUGCGAUGAAUUCUUGUUCUUGCAGGGGGCAUCAGGUACAGUCCACGUGGCAGCACCUCAGGAAGGUGCAUCGGGAACGGCGGCUUCUGCUGACGGGCACACUGCCCACCUUAGGCCACGGUGUGGAGCCUUGGCCAAGUCUUUUGCAGUUUUGUCAACCGUGCCGGUAGGGGCACGCCUUUGCAUGCACGUCGCAUGCAGGCGAGUUUUGGUGCUUUAG